Messenger RNA from Cebus imitator (Panamanian white-faced capuchin), 4871 nucleotides. It is a transcript of the gene CORIN, whose product is annotated as corin, serine peptidase. Gene Ontology annotation, cellular component: membrane. The record is from RefSeq and is a predicted model, not a curated record. Gene Ontology annotation, biological process: regulation of blood pressure; acrosome reaction; peptide hormone processing. The transcript is spliced from 22 exons. Bases 179 to 3301 code for a protein of 1040 amino acids. Lineage: Eukaryota; Metazoa; Chordata; Mammalia; Primates; Cebidae. Gene Ontology annotation, molecular function: serine-type endopeptidase activity; protein binding.
GAUCUGUAGAGCAGAUAAAAUAUGGGGCCCCUGGCCCUUGAAGUUCAGUGUGUGUGUGUCUCUCUCUCUCUCCUGAGCUUGGAGAAAGGCAUCCGUAGCGCCUCCCUGGGGGACACGUAGAGGAGAGAAAAGCGACCAGGAUAAGAGUGGACAGAGGAAUAAGCAAGGCUUGUUCUCCAUGAAACAGCCCCCUGCUCCGGAAGAGCGCUACCGCACAGCCGGGUCCCCAAAGCCGGUUUUGCGAGCUGAUGACAAUAACAUGGGCGAUGGCUGCUCUCAGAAGCUGGCGACUUCUAACCUCCUCCGGUUCCUAUUGCUGAUCCUGAUUCCAUGUAUCUGUGCUGUCAUUCUCUUGCUGGUGAUCCUGCUUUCGUAUGUUGGAACAUUACAAAAAGCCUAUUUUAAAUCAAAUGGGAGUGAACCUUUGGUCACUGAUGGUGAAGUACAAGGGUCCGAUAUCAUUCUUAUCAAUACAGCUUAUAACCAGAGCAAUUUGGUGUCUACUGCACAUCCCAACCAGCACAUUCCAGCCUGGACUACGGAUGCUUCUCUCCCAGGGGACCAAAGUCACAGGAAUACAAGUGCCUGCAUGAACAUCACCCAUAGCCAGUGUCAAAUGCUGCCCUACCACGCCACUCUGACACCUCUCCUCUCAGUUGUCAGAAACAUGGAAGUGGAGAAGUUCCUCAAGUUUUUCACAUAUCUCCAUCGCCUCAGUUGCUAUCAACAUAUCAUGCUGUUUGGCUGUAGCCUCGCCUUCCCCGAGUGCAUCACUGAUGGCGAUGACAGUCAUGGACUCCUGCCCUGUAGGUCCUUCUGUGAGGCCGCAAAAGAAGGCUGUGAAUCGGUCCUGGGGAUGGUGAAUUACUCCUGGCCAGAUUUCCUCAAAUGCUCCCAGUUUAGAAACGAAACCGAAAGCAGCAACGUCAGCAGAAUUUGCUUCUCGUUGCAGCAGGAAAAUGGAAAGCAAUUGCUCUGUGGAGGGGGUGAGAGCUUUCUGUGUGCCACUGGAAUCUGCAUCCCCAGGAAACUGCAGUGUAAUGGCUACAACGACUGUGACGACUGGAGUGACGAGGCUCAUUGCAACUGCAGUGAGAAUCUGUUUCACUGUCACACAGGCAAGUGCCUUAAUUACAGCCUUGUAUGUGAUGGAUAUGAUGACUGUGGGGAUUUGAGUGAUGAGCAAAACUGUGAUUGCAGUCCCGCAACAGAGCAUCGCUGCGGGGAUGGGCGCUGCAUCACCAUGGAAUGGGUGUGUGAUGGUGACCACGACUGUGUGGAUAAGUCCGACGAGGUCAACUGCUCCUGUCAUAGCCAGGGUCUGGUGGAAUGCAGAAAUGGACAGUGCAUCCCCAGCACGUUUCAAUGUGAUGGCGACGAGGACUGCAAGGAUGGGAGUGAUGAGGAGAACUGCAGCGGCAGUCAGACUUCAUGUCAAGAAGGAGACCAAAGAUGCCUCUACAAUCCCUGCUUUGAUUCAUGUGGUGGUAGCUCUCUCUGUGACCCGAACAGCAGUCUGAAUAACUGUAGUCAAUGUGAACCAAUUACCUUGGAACUCUGCAUGAAUUUGCCCUACAACCACACAAGUUAUCCAAAUUACCUUGGCCACGGGACUCAAAAGGAAGCAUCCAUCAGCUGGGAGUCUUCUCUUUUCCCUGCACUUGUUCAAACCAACUGUUAUAAAUACCUCAUGUUCUUUGCUUGCACCAUUUUGGUACCAAAGUGUGAUGUGAAUACAGGCGAGCGUAUCCCACCUUGCAGAGCAUUGUGUGAGCAUUCCAAAGGACGCUGUGAGUCUGUUCUUGGGAUUGUGGGCCUACAGUGGCCUGAAGACACAGACUGCAGUCAAUUUCCAGAGGAAAAUUCAGACAAUCAAACCUGCCUGAUGCCUGAUGAAUAUGUGGAAGAAUGCUCACCUAGUCAUUUCAAGUGCCACUCAGGACGGUGUGUUCUGGCUUCCAGAAGAUGUGACGGCCAGGCCGACUGUGAUGAUGACAGUGAUGAGGAAAACUGUGGUUGUAAAGAGAGAGAUCUUUGGGAAUGUCCAUCCAAUAAACAAUGUUUGAAGCAUACAGUGAUCUGCGAUGGGUUCCCAGACUGCCCUGAUAACACGGAUGAAAAAAACUGCUCAUUUUGCCAGGAUGAUGAGCUAGAAUGUGCUAACCAUGCGUGUGUGUCACGUGACCUGUGGUGUGACGGCGAAGCCGACUGUUCAGACAGUUCAGAUGAAUGGGACUGUGUGACCCUCUCUAAAAAUGUGAACUCCUCUUCCUUUCUGAUGGUUCACAGAGCUGCCACAGAACACCACGUGUGUGCAGAUGGCUGGCAGGAGGCAUUGAGUCAGCUGGCCUGCAAGCAGAUGGGUUUAGGAGAACCAUCUGUGACCGAAUUGAUACAGGAACAGGAGAAAGACCAGCAGUGGCUGACAUUACACUCCAACUGGGAGACUCUCAAUGGGACCACUUUACAUGAACUUCUAGUAAAUGGGCAGCCCUGUCAGAGCAGAAGUAAAAUUUCUCUUCUGUGUACUAAACAAGACUGUGGGCGCCGGCCGGUUGCCCGAAUGAACAAGAGGAUCCUUGGGGGUCGGACGAGUCGCCCUGGAAGGUGGCCAUGGCAGUGUUCUCUGCAGAGUGAACCCAGUGGACAUAUCUGUGGCUGUGUCCUCAUUGCCAAGAAGUGGGUUCUGACAGUCGCCCACUGCUUCGAGGGGAGAGAGAAUGCUGCAGUUUGGAAAGUGGUGCUUGGCAUCAACAAUUUGGACCAUCCAUCAGUGUUCAUGCAGACACGCUUUGUGAAGACCAUCAUCCUGCAUCCUCGCUACAGUCGAGCAGUGGUGGACUAUGACAUCAGCAUCGUUGAGCUAAGUGAAGACAUCAAUGAGACUGGCUAUGUUCGGCCUGUCUGCUUGCCCAGCCCAGAGCAGUGGCUAGAGCCUGACACGUAUUGCUAUAUCACAGGCUGGGGCCACAUGGGCAAUAAAAUGCCUUUUAAGCUGCAAGAGGGAGAGGUCCGCAUUAUUUCUCUGGAACAGUGUCAGUCCUACUUUGACAUGAAGGCGAUCACCACUCGGAUGAUAUGUGCUGGCUAUGAGUCUGGCACAGUUGAUUCAUGCAUGGGCGACAGUGGUGGGCCUCUUGUUUGUGAGCACCCUGGAGGACAGUGGACAUUAUUUGGAUUAACUUCAUGGGGCUCUGUCUGCUUUUCCAAAGUCCUCGGGCCUGGCGUUUAUAGUAAUGUAUCAUAUUUCAUCGAAUGGAUCAAAAGACAGAUAUACAUCCAGACCUUUCUCCUAAAGUAAUUAUAAGGAUCAUCAGAGACUUUUGCCAGCUACACGAACAGAAAAUGGUCUUCUUGACCGUGAAGAGCUUUCUGCAGAGAGCUGUACGGAAGCACUUUUCAUGGAUAGAAUUGCUCAACCAUGUACUGCAAAUCUGCAUGUUUGUUUUGGACUAAUUUUCCUCAACUUAUUUUUUACCUUCAUUUUUCUCUUAUUUCAAGUUCAAUGAAAGGCUUUACAAAAAAUAACACAAAGCAGACUUUGUUCUUUUGCCAGGCCUAACCAUGACUGUAGCACAAAAUUAUCAACUCUGGAGAGAUUUAAAAUCAUGCAGGUGCUACAAUAACAGGUUAUGGAAUGUUCUCUUUUAUACGAUCACAAAAAAGAUAUAGAGAUUUAGGCUGAUUCAUUAUCUCUGCCAGUUUUUGUUUCUCAACUCAGUAGCAUAGUGGUAAAUUUCACUGUUAACAUUGGAGACUUGCUUUUGAUUUAUUAAAAGCCGAGAUAAUUUACACAUUUAAAGUAUUUACUAUUACUCUUCUAACGUUUGCGUAAUUCUGAGAACUGAUAAAAGACAGCAAUAAAAGACCAAUGUCAUCCAUAUAGGUAGCAAGACAUAUUGAAUGCAAAAUUCUUUAGAGAUCAGUAUUAACACUUGCAUUAUAGAACCCCCAUUCUGGAUGUAUAUCAAGCUUAUAAUUUUAUAGAAGAGUUUUUAUAGAACUUUUCCCAUAGCUGGGUUUUUCAGCGUAUAUCAGUUGGCUGAUUGAGACUGCAACAACUAGGUUGAUAUUUAUGGGCAAUACUUUGUUUUACUUAUGUGGCAAAGAACUGGAUAGAAGCUUUGCAAAGGAGAAUUUAGAUGAGAGAUACAAUUUUUAAAAAAGAAAAUUAAAUUGCAUCUCUCGUUCAAUUAAAUAUUUUUCAGUUUUCUCGCAUUCAUGUGUGCCAACAAGGUCAUAAAAACUAUAUUUUAAAGCAUUGUAAAACUUUGCAUGGAGUAAAACAUUUGGUAACUUUCCUCAAAAGAUGUUUAAUAUCUGGUUUCUUCUCAAUGGUAAUGAAAAUUAUAGAGAUGAUUUUAAGCACUAGGACACUUUAUGCAAAUCAAUUUCUGAAGCAAUUAGUGGUUAAAAGUAUUUUUCCCACUAAAAAUCUUUAAAACACAAAUCUUCACAUAUACCUGAUUUAAUUAGGCAUCCAUUUUGCCUUUUAAACAACUAGGAUUCCCUACUAACCUCCACCAGCAACCUAGACUGCCUCAGCAUUCCAGAUAGAUACUACCAGCAAUUUUAUACAUGUAUUUUUUAACUUUUCUAUGUGUAAACAUAUAUGAAAUUCAAAAAAUUGUCUUAAUAAUUUCCAUAUUAUUCAUCUCCUGUCUUGCAGUUUGUAUAAACCUAAGGAGAGCGUGAAAUCUAGCAACUGAAUUGUGGUCACAAUUGUAUGCAAGUUCAAGAACAUAUGUCAGUUUUGCUAUAGUGGUAGGUACAUUCUUAAUGUAUCAACUUUUAGCCUUGCUCAACUUAGAUUCAGUGAAAUAUACAUAUUAUACUUAUUUAAAAUAAUUCUUAAUACAAAUAAAAUGGUC